AUGCCGAGAAUAAGUAUUCAAAAAAGAAAAAGUAGUGAAUAUUUUUUUAAUGCCAAAACAGGAUUUCAAAUAAGGUACUCAUAUCCUUGUAUACUUUGUGUUUUUUUUUUUUUAGAUCACAAAGACAAAUGUGUGAGAGCAAAGAUCAGAAAACCAUUACCAUCUGGCCGUUCAGCCUGUCACCAAGGAGUGCAUGGUCAGUUCACCUCAAGCGACACAGAAACGUCUCCCUGUUCGUUCGCUCAGAACAAACCUCCCUUGGUCCACAGCAGAGGAGCUCUCCCCGUGUCUCAGGUCCACCGUUUGCCCCGGGCCUGGCCUCUUCUGCCCUCGCUCAGGUACACCUCCUCGUCAUCCGAGUCCGACUCGGGCCAGCAGGACACCCCAGACCGCCUGCUGGACUUCUCCGACAUUGACAGUAGCAUUCCAGACGAGGAACCGGACGACAGCGAAGGGCCCAACAGCAGCAUCUUUUCCGCCUGCAGCGUCUCCACGGACUCCUGCCUGUCCUCCGCCCAGCAGACAGAGUCCUCUCUGGGCUACCCCAGUUCUUCAGGCAGCAGCUCCUCCACAUCCUCCAGGGACACGGUGCUGGACCUCAGCCCCAGACUGAGGGUCUCUCCUCUGGAGUGGCUCAGCAGGGACCUCCCCUCUCUGGAGCCUAUCACGUCUGAGUCCGAUGAGGAGGACCUGGAGGAGGAGUGGAAUACCUGGCAGACCAGGCAGCUGGGGCAAGGUGGGGGGCUGGUGCGAUGGAGAGGCCCCCUGUCUCGGCCCUAUCCUGCUCCGGCUCCGGCUCCAUUAGCAGCGGCAGCAGCAGGCGCCUCUUCUCGUCGAGAUGUCGAAGCGUCUUUGAGUCGCGAUGUGAGCCCCCGUGGACCAGCAGUGAGAAGAAGCCUGGACAGAGACGUCUACAGCUCCAUGCCAGGCCUGGAGCCCAUACCUGGGAUCACACUCGCUGGCGACAUCUCAGCGUCCGCUGCCAGGAACCACAGAGCGGGCCUCUACCUCUCCCUCAUGGAACCACCGGGCCUAGAGCCCAUCCCCAGGAACGAGCCACCCUGGCUGGGUUGGCUGAGAAGACCAGGCGCCGCCUCCCUCCAGGCUAGUGCCCAGGACAGAGACGGGGAGAACCACAGCAGCGGAGAGGGGGAGGAGAGUGUCACGCCUCCCCCUGUUGCGCCUCGGUUGGGGUCGCGCGUUGAGGCGUUGGCCGUGAUGGAUCAGCUGGGCAUGGCGCUGAUGGCGAUGCGGCAGAUGCGGCGUGAGAUUCAGGAGAUGCAGAGGAACAACGGGCACGAGGGAGCCAGCCUGCCGCGCAGGAAUAACACGGAGAGCGGGAAUAGCACAGGGAAUGGGAAUAGCACAGGGAAUGGGAAUAGUGCCAGUGUGGAUGGAAGCAAUGCUGGCGCUCCAGACGCCAGACCACAAGCCGACCCGGAAACACUCCGCAGGAUAACACAGAGUUUAAUGGAGGAGUCUGAUGAGGAGGAGGAGGGGGAUCAGUGUCGUAUCUGUCAGUCUGGGGCUGGUACUCCCACAAACCCCCUGCUGUGCCCCUGCCAGUGCUCAGGGAGCCUGCAGUACAUCCACCAUGACUGCCUGAAGAAGUGGAUCCAGACCAAAAUAGAGUCAGGUGCCGACAUGCCCGCAGUGACAACCUGUGAGUUGUGUAAGGGGACUCUAAACCUGGACCUGGAUGACUUUGAUCUUGAGGAGUGUUUUCGUCGGCAUGCACAAACACAGAGGGACCGCGGCGGCCCAGACCUCCACCUGCUGCUUCUGCUUCAGGAGCGUUUCUCAGACCUCAUGAUGGCCAUCCAGGCUCACAGCGUCGCCGUCACUCAGGUCAGCCACAAUCACAACCACAGCUACAACUACAAACACAGCUACAACCACAAACACAGCCACAAUCACAACCACAGCUACAACUACAAACACAGCUACAACCACAAACACAGCCACAAUCACAACCACAGCUACAGCUACAACCACAAACACAAACACAGCCACAGCCACAGCUACAACUACAACAAUAACAUCCACAAACCCAGAUACAACCACACUGAGCAGUUUGGGCAGUGUAGGCUGGCAGCAGUAGCCUAA
This is a messenger RNA of Clupea harengus (Atlantic herring), 2106 nucleotides long. Its product is annotated as E3 ubiquitin-protein ligase MARCHF7-like. The record is from RefSeq and is a predicted model, not a curated record. The transcript is spliced from 6 exons. Gene Ontology annotation, molecular function: zinc ion binding. The coding region runs from base 1 to 2106 and encodes 701 amino acids. NCBI's taxonomy places the organism in Eukaryota, Metazoa, Chordata, Actinopteri, Clupeiformes, Clupeidae.